Molecule: messenger RNA, 195 nt
Organism: Amoebophrya sp. A25
Lineage: Eukaryota; Dinophyceae; Syndiniales; Amoebophryaceae
Source: the annotation of a GenBank genome assembly
GUUUCUUCGCCCCUUUCGUCUUCGACAAGAAGAGCCUGGAGAAGACGAGUUCGCGGCUCCUCCGAGGAAGAGGAAGAAGGCGGCAGACGCGACGAUCGACGCCACGCGCGACGCAUGAACUUGUUGGGCAAGUUCGUUGCCGAUGGGGACGGGAAGAAACGCAAGCAGCAUGCCUGGAGUUGACACAUAAGAUAG